Centropristis striata (black sea bass) is the source of this 3703-nucleotide messenger RNA. It is a transcript of the gene rab5b, whose product is annotated as RAB5B, member RAS oncogene family. The record is from RefSeq and is a predicted model, not a curated record. Lineage: Eukaryota; Metazoa; Chordata; Actinopteri; Perciformes; Serranidae. The transcript has 6 exons. Gene Ontology annotation, molecular function: GTPase activity; GTP binding. Bases 657 to 1307 code for a protein of 216 amino acids.
AUAUUAGUAAUUUUGGCGAAAUUUAGAUGGUAAAAAUGUGAAGUCACUGAACGGACCGUUGGGAAUGCGGUUCUUCUUCUACGGCUUUGACAAAGCGGCACAAGCGCCCCCUGCGGCCUGGAGGCCACACUGGCGAAACGCUCCGUCUACGAAUGCCGUUCAAAAGCCCAUUCACAUUAUUUACAGUUUAACGGGAAUAUUGUGGGUGCGGUGAUAAUAUGUUUGGGUGAACAUUGGUGACUGUAUUUAUCGUUGUAAAUUAGAAUGAAUUUGUCUUCGGCUUAUAAAAAGAUCAUACAUGUGGGUCCAUAUUAGUAUUUUGUCGACAUUUAGGAUCGCAAAACUGUGAAGUCACUGAAGGGACCGUUGGGGAAUGCGGUUCUUCUUUUACAGCUUUGACAAUGCGGCACUUACUGCGCAUGCGCAACUUUACAGGAAGUGUUAACAUUUUCUUUUACCAGCUGAUAUCGCCAAAUUGUCAACAGUCGAGACUGCAAUAGCUGCGCCGCUGAAACGACAGAAAAUACGAUAAAAGGAGUGAAGAGAGGUCAACACUCUGGAAGGCAGCGCAGGUGACUGACUGACUCCCCAGAAGCAAUCUUUCUCCACCCCAGGGAGGAGGCGCAGCCCCCCUGCCGUUUCCUACGUGGGCCAGUAUGAGCUCCAGAGGGAGUGGAGGCCGCACCAACGGCACACUACCACAAACCAAGAUCUGCCAGUUCAAGCUGGUGCUGCUGGGCGACAUGGCGGUGGGCAAGUCCAGCCUGGUGCUCCGCUUCGUCAAGGGCCAGUUUGAUGAGUUCCAGGAGACGACCAUCGGAGCUGCGUUCCUAGCUCAGUCGGUGUGUUUAGAUGACACCACGGUGAAGUUUGAGAUCUGGGACACCGCAGGACAGGAGCGAUACCACAGCCUGGCCCCCAUGUACUACCGCGGCGCUCAGGCCGCCAUUGUUGUCUUUGACAUCACCAAGCCGGAGACCUUUGAGAGAGCCAAGGCCUGGGUGAAGGAGCUGCAGAGGCAGGCCAGUCCCAACAUUGUUAUUGCUCUGGCCGGGAACAAGGCCGACCUGGCAGAGAGGAGACUAGUAGAGUACGAGGAGGCCCAGACGUAUGCUGAAGACACUGGCCUGCUCUUUAUGGAGACGUCUGCUAAGACAGCCAUGAACGUCAAUGAGCUCUUCCUGGCGAUUGCAAAAAAGAUGCCAAAAACAGACACCCAGAACCCGACACAUGCAGCGCGACACCGGGGCGUGAACCUGCAGGACCCAGACGCCCACUCCACCCGAGCCUGCUGCGGUGGGAACUAGACCUCCACCACUCCCACCAGUACGCCACCAUCCACCCACCACCACAGCCCGUCAACCACCCCGUCUCCUUCUACCAACUUACAGGGGUUGACCCCCCUUCCCCUCCAUUCAUCCUCCUGUCAGAGCAGACAGAAAUACAAAAGGAGAGAAUAAGAGAAAAAGGAAGACACAUUCAUCUGCGUCUCUUGACCAACAGCAGUACACGGGGAGGUAAACUGAGAAUGAGAGGAGGAAAAUAAAGAAUGUGGAAGACAGUGGCAAGCCUGUUGUAGUAUUUAGCACUAAUUGUGAAAUUUUUUUGUUCGUUUUUCUUUCUGCCUUGCAUCAUUUCAGUCACAGCCCUGAUUGCGUAAAAAAAACGUGCACAAAAUGAGCAGCAGACGGGGCCAAGAAAGGAAAGGAGAAAAAAGGGUUAAAACAAAGAAGCCACAUGCUUAGGUUGGGACUGCUUUCUUCUUCUCCCUUUGUCAGAGCUGGCGCCCGCUUGCUUUGCCUCCUAGACCUGAACCAAUGCUGUAAAUGAUGCCACAUAUUGUACUCCUGGAAUGAUCCCAUGGUUUGUAAUCCCUCCCUGUCCUGCCUGACCUCCUUUGGUGUCACUGUUCUGUCCAGGCGCACAUUAGAUUAGACACAGUUUGCCCGACAUGAGUCCAUGUGUACGUAUUUAUUGUGUGUUUUUGACUCCUCUUGUCCAGAUAGAAACUCAUCAUGUGGGUGAAACAGUUAUGAGAUUGCUGAUUUAACUUUGUGUUUCUCGAUAAAACAGACUUGCUUAUUUAAUGAAGGAUUGCUGAAGUGCCGUGUUCAUGAAACAUUUUGGAUUUUUAAUGCCUUGCCUGAGUGGUCAAAAGAAAAUGUAGGGCUGUACCGAGUACUUCAAGUAUUCAUUCAUAACGUUGAAUUCAAAUUAUGCUUUUUUUCAUGUGUGUGCAUGUCUGUUCAUUCGGCUUAAACGUUGCAUUGCUGCACAGUGCAGCUGCAGAUUCAGAUUAGGUUACAUUAAUAUUCAGUUAAAGAAAUGUAAAAGUGAAAUUCAAGCAUUUUCCACCAGACUCCUGGAGCCUUUAACAUCACAUUUAAAUUAUUACCAUAAAUGCAACUUUGAAAAAUAAAAUGUACAGAAUUUAUUUAUACCCACAGCAAUCCAUUUAUAUUGGCACUCCAGACUUUGAAUUUAUGUUUUGAACAUAGUUAUUUAUUGCUUGUGAAUUUCCAAGUUGUUAUCUAGCUAACAAAUGCUGCAACUGGAUUGUUUAAUUUCAAAUAUUCAAAUAUUUUUGGUUCACGUUAAGAUAAAACACAAGAUAAUGUUGAAUAUUAGGUAUUUUUUUAAUUUUUUAAAGGAGUAUAUUCAAAUUUGAGCAUAUUCCCUACCUUCAAAAUAUGAUUAAUUAACAUAAUAUUGCAGUCAAACAGUGUUUUCUCUCCCACUUACUGGACACAAAUUGAGUUGUUUUUUUCUGGAUUUCUUUUUUCUUUUUGUUGACUAAAUCAUAAAAUAUGACAACAGACAUUCAAAGCUUCAUUUGUAGUAUGCAAUAGAAAGCUCUGAAUGUUAACAUUUGGUACAGCCCUAGAAAAAUGUGAAGCACCACAAGCUGUAGCUUCUUACAGCCACUAUAUAGAUUUAUCUGGAGUGUGUGAAGUGUAUGAGCAGAAAACUGUUAGUGCUGACUAAUUACACGUCUGUAGCAGAGAGCAUAUCCCUCAAACCCUCAAAGAAACAAAUACAUGAAGGUCCCUGCAUUAAACAAAUAGUUUAAUAUUCCUCUAACUGUAAAUUAUAAGCAGAUAAAAUAUCUUUGAGAAGGAAUGAAAGGCAGGAUGAUGAGAAAACAAGCUGUAUUUGGCCUGUAGGAGGAAAUCUGCCCAUGCUGUGUUUAAUGUGUCCCUCAUCUGUCUCUUGUCCUGAGGCUGAAGUCGUCAGUGAACAUGAAAUCAUAGUGAUCUGAAAUAGUUUUGACUUAUUCAUUUAAAACUUAAUGCUCUUAAAAACAGAGUUUUGUGCUUGGUUGCUGUCCGAGGCUUGGCUGAAGAAAAUGAGGAAGUGAAUUAAUGAAAACACAAAAAAACAGAAGUGCCUAUUCCCAGUUUUCUUUUUCUGUUAAUCAUGUUUGUGUGCUUCGUAGGUAAAAGUGCAGGAAAAAAACUUUUCCCUGACAUUGGCUUGUACUAUAAACCAAUAACUUGGCACCCUCUCAUUAGGCUAUACUGUAUUGGCUCUUUGUAUGGAUGUAAAGAGAUCUUGUUGAAUACACUGUAUGUUAUAUAUUAUUGUCUUAAUUUCAAUGAAAGUGUAUGUUGAUUUUAGCAGAGCACACAUGUGAACCUGGAAUGGAAAGUUUAAAAAAAAAAGGACUCUAAUCAAUGUUAUAAAUUUGUUUGAUUUAAACAAA